Molecule: messenger RNA, 1836 nt
Organism: Homo sapiens (human)
Lineage: Eukaryota; Metazoa; Chordata; Mammalia; Primates; Hominidae
Gene: BORCS6
Product: BLOC-1 related complex subunit 6
Exons: 1
Coding region: 41-1114 (357 amino acids)
Cellular component (GO): lysosomal membrane
Source: RefSeq, marked validated
GGGGCGAACCAAUUCCUCCGUUGCGGCCCCCACCUGCAGUAUGGAGUCGUCUCGGGGGCGGCCCGGGCCCGAGACGGACCUUCUGGCUGUAGCGGAACAUCAGGCCCUAGUCUUUGGCGGCGGGCCGGGCCGAACGUCCUCUGAGCCGCCCGCAGGCCUCCGGGUGUCCGGGGAGGAAGAGACCGAGAACGUUGGGGGCGCGAACCGCCACCCCAGGACGUCCCCGAAGACGUCAAGCUGCGGCGUCGUCCACCGGCCGGAACGGGAGGCUCUGGAGAACGAGCCCGGCCCUCAAGGGACGCUGUCUGGGGCCGGGAGCCGCAGGGGGGCGCCGGGUGCAGAGCACGAACCUUCCCUGUCCUCCCGGCACAAGAACCCGGCGCCGCCCGAGGGCAAGCCCUCCUCCGGGAGGGACUGCCGUCGAGGGGGACCAGGCGGCGGGAUGGAUGUUGAGCAGCAGGAGGAGGAAGACAACGACGAGGAGGCGGCCGCGGGCAGCAGAGCCGGCCGCUCGUUCUCCAGCCGUCUUCAGGACAGCCGCAGCCUGGACGGGCUGAGCGAGGCGUGCGGUGGCGCCGGGUCCUCAGGGAGUGCCGAGUCCGGCGCGGGCGGCGGACGCCGCGCCACCAUCUCCAGUCCCCUGGAGCUCGAAGGCACAGUGAGCCGCCACGGCGACCUUACCCACUUUGUCGCCAACAACCUGCAACUCAAGAUCCGUCUGAGCGGCGCGCCUCCACCCCCGCCUUCUGCCCCUGCGCGGCCCUGCCCAGCGCCUGCACCCACACCCACACCGGCCAUUCCCCCAAUCGACCCCGAGGUGCUGCGGGAUCUGGAGCGGUUGAGUCGGGAGCUGGGAGGCCGGGUGGACCGUCUGCUUCGCGGUCUGGGUGGCGCGGUGCAGGAGCUGACGGCGCUGAGCGUGGGUUGCAUCCAGACCUACCGCGAUGCUGUGGACUCCUUAGGUGAAGCCGUGGACAUGAGCAUCAAGGGCAUGUACACCCUGCUGGCGCGCUGCGAGGAGCUGGAGCGGGCUCUGCAGCCGGUUCAGGGGCUGGCGCGCCAAGUCCGGGAUAUCCGACGUACUCUGGAGGUGUUGGAGGCCCUGUGCAAGUGACCAGGAGGACAGGAGAGGCCGGUCCUGGCCAGGGCAGGGCCCAGCAGGACCCUAAGGACUCUUCAGGGAGUCCUGGUGGGAAGUGCCCACUGAGGGGAGGCCUGUGUGUUGGAGGCUCUUCCAGAUGCGUUCAGCUGGCCCGUGCCCACUCGCUGGGCCUUAGGCUGGUGUAUGUGGGGAAGUUCUAACGGCUCUCCUGGUGGGAAGGGAUGUUGCUCUGCUUGUAUUCAGUUGGCCAUCUGUAGCUACCCUGUUCUUCCCAACUCUCCUCCCUAGCUAGAGCACCAGCCCUGGGAACACGGGGCUUUAGGUCUGCUUGAAGGUGAGGACGUGACUCCCACAUGUAAUCAGGAGAAAGGGACAGAGGAAGCCCCAGCCCCCACUGUGGCUAUCCUGACUCCAGUGGCCACAUCUCAGGUGCCAGGGGCUGUGGGAGCUUGUGCCGUCCUUGGCCAAACACCCCGCAGGCAAAGAUGCACCCCUGCUGAUGGAGAGCCUUCUGCUUCUGCCCUCUGGCCCUCUACCAUACCACUUCCCCAGCCAGAACCGGCGUGCAGCUAGGAGGAAUGGGUUGCACGGCGGAGGGGGUGAGGUGGGAGGCGUCUCACUGCUCUCAGGGUUCAGGUAGAAUGUUGCUGGUUUUGAAGCUCACCUGUUGUGGAGUGUUCUAAUCAGUUUUGGCUUUCUGAGUUUUUGUGGAAUUAAAGUGCUGCUGCUGCGAA